GCGACGUCGUUUCGGGUGAAGCAUUCUUCGACGGCGGACGGGGAGGAGAGGAGGAGGAUCCUGCGGGAGCCGAGGCGGAGGAGGAGGAUCUUGCCGUGGGCGGCGGAGAUGGACUGGAGGGUUCGGUGGAUGGGUUGUUUGUUGUUGUUGAGGAGGAGGUGGAGGAGGUGGCCGACGACGGGGAGGGACGACGGCGGCGACGGAGGCGGGUUGAGGGUCUUCGACGUCGACGGCCGGGGCGAUAAGAGCUUCAUUACGAGGAGGGUGAUGAUGAGGAUGGUGGAGUAUACUACUAGGAGGAUGUAGGUUUGUUCCAUCGUCACGUUGAGUUUGGCUGGGUUGGAUUGGGUUGGGUUUUCUUUGUGUAGU
Linum tenue is the source of this 369-nucleotide messenger RNA. Lineage: Eukaryota; Viridiplantae; Streptophyta; Magnoliopsida; Malpighiales; Linaceae. The record is from the annotation of a GenBank genome assembly.